CCAUGUGAAGCCCCAGUGACUCCCCCCCACACACACCAGCAGAGGGGGCUGAUUGCAGGAUCAGAGCCUUGUUGGGACAUUUCUCACCAAAGCCCCCAGGGCUGGAAUGUUACUGGUGAUCUGGCUCCAGCUCAGCAAACAGCCUGAGUCAGUUCCAGGAAGGGAAACACCCAAUUGCUGCUGCUGCAGGCGGGGCAUAUUUCUGAGCUCAGGAAAGGGAAACUAACCCUGUGACACUGUCCGGAGGGAGCCAUGGCCACGGACAACCCCGUGGAAAGUCUCCAGGAGGAAGCUACGUGCCCCAUCUGUCUGGAGUAUUUUAAGGACUCGGUGACUAUAGACUGUGGGCACAAUUUCUGCCGAGCCUGCAUCGCCCAGUGCUGGGAGGGAUCGAAUACAGACGUCUCCUGCCCUCAGUGCAGAGAAACUGUGCAACAGGGAAACCUCAGGCCGAACAGGAAGCUGGCAAAUGUUGUGGAAAUAGCCAAACGUCUGAGUUUACAGGCAGCAAAGGGAGCAGGAGAGGAGAGGGUGUGUGGGGAACACCAGGAGACUCUGAAACUUUUCUGUGAAGAGGAUCAAACUUCUGUCUGUGUGGUUUGCCAUCUGUCCCGGGCUCACAGAGAUCACAGGGUGGUUCCCAUAAAGGAGGCUGCCCAGGAGUACAAGGAGAAACUCCAGGGAGCCCUGGACCCUCUGAGGAAGGAGCUGGAAGAGGCCCUGGCUCUGAUGUCUGCAGAGGAGGAGGAGAUCACAGAGUGGCAGGGGAAAGUGAAGAAUAGGAGAGAGAUGAUUGCCGGUGAAUUUAACAAACUGCACACACUGCUGAGAGAGGAGGAGCAGCUGCUUCUGCAGAGCCUGGAGGAGGAGGAGAAGGAGACUCUGCAGAGACUACAGGAAAAUGUCACCAAACUCUCCCAGCAAAGCUCCUCUCUGCAGCAGCUGAUCACAGAGCUAGAGGAGAAGUGUCAGCAACCAGUUGUGGAGCUGCUAAAGGAUGUGAAAAGCACAUUGAGCAGGAGUGAGAAUGUGAACCUCCAGGAACCAGAAGCUGUUUCUACUGACCUGAAGAACGUGUAUAAAAUUUCCCUUGACAUGAGGGAAGCGCUGCAGAGAUUUGGAGGUGAGUGGAUUCUACUGGGACAUUCAGCUGUGUUGUGCCUGGGGCUCUGGACAGAGCCUGGGACCCCAGGACACGCAUGGGCCCAGCUGACAGGUUUGGAGCUGUGAUUGCUGGAGGCUGAUGCGCUGAGUGCUGGGCA
This is a messenger RNA of Mauremys reevesii (Reeves's turtle), 1262 nucleotides long. Its product is annotated as E3 ubiquitin-protein ligase TRIM11-like. The record is from RefSeq and is a predicted model, not a curated record. The transcript is spliced from 5 exons. NCBI's taxonomy places the organism in Eukaryota, Metazoa, Chordata, Testudines, Geoemydidae. The coding region runs from base 253 to 1230 and encodes 325 amino acids. Gene Ontology annotation, molecular function: zinc ion binding.